Messenger RNA from Eimeria maxima, 795 nucleotides. RefSeq lists its product as hypothetical. NCBI's taxonomy places the organism in Eukaryota, Apicomplexa, Conoidasida, Eucoccidiorida, Eimeriidae. The record is from RefSeq and is a predicted model, not a curated record. The transcript has 13 exons. The annotation marks the transcript as partial.
GUCGAGGAGGGGGCUAGCGAGUCUGGCGUUGAUGUACUGGCAGGCAGCAUUAGCAAGGCUUUAGGAUGUCAUGUUCGUGCAUAUGAUGCGGGGGCGAAGGGGCCGGUGGAAGGCGCGACCAGCGGUCCUGGGCACGCUGAAGGAACGGUAGAAACGCCGCAGGUUGUCCCUACCAGCGAACCCCAAGUUUCUAGUGAUGUUGCGGAUGAAGAGGACGACGCGGGAGCGUACGAAGAUAUAAAAUUAAAACUGGCAAGUCUAGGAUACCCCAAGUUUCUAGUGAUGUUGCGGAUGAAGAGGUGUGUCAAACGGAUCGCUGUGUCGACUGUAGAAAGUGCAGCGGUCGAAGGCCUUCAGGAGGAUUCUGAUGGUAAUGAAGAGGAAGGUUCUCCAGAAGACGACCCUGCGAUUGAUCCUUUUGAUGAGGAAGCAUGGAUGAAUCGUCCCUUUACUCCAGUGGCAAUUGAUCCUGACGUUACUGCUCGUCAUCAUCAGGAAGCGGAACAUGACGCAAGAUUGGCCGAAAUACGCGACCGGCCUCUAGGAGCUCCGCCCAGUGAAGCGCUGCUCGCUGAGGAAGAUAUACCAUCUGCAGACGCAGAGGCGACUUCCUCCCUUGCCAAUGAACGAAGGCCGAUUUGGAACGCACAUCUUUUCGGUCCUUCAACUAGGAAGUAUUGGAACUUUGGUCAUCCCGCAGAGCAGCUGGAAGACUCCCAAGCGCCUCCCGAAGAAGUCGAAGAGGCGCGUCUCAAAGCACGUUCCCUCGUCCUUCACUUGGAAGCUCUGCAUUAA